Molecule: messenger RNA, 7087 nt
Organism: Gambusia affinis (western mosquitofish)
Lineage: Eukaryota; Metazoa; Chordata; Actinopteri; Cyprinodontiformes; Poeciliidae
Gene: efr3a
Product: EFR3 homolog A (S. cerevisiae)
Exons: 24
Coding region: 1319-3784 (821 amino acids)
Biological process (GO): protein localization to plasma membrane
Cellular component (GO): plasma membrane
Source: RefSeq, a predicted model, not a curated record
UAAAACCUCUAAAUCUGUUAAUGUGUGCAGUAACCACAUGUUGCGAUAAGCCCCGCCCCUUCCAGAUCCAUUUUAAUCCCACUCUGCACAGCGAUAACAUGUGGAUGUUUGUGCAUCAGAGUAAUUAAACAAGCGGUUUUUUAUUAUUAUUUUCCCAUCAGGCCUAGAGGCGGCGGCGGCGGCGCUGCCACUCAUUUGACUUCAACACGCUUGGCAUGCCAUCUGUGAGGCCAAAGCCUUUAAUCAGCCUUAAGUCCAGCAGACGGAGCAGCAAAGGGCCUUAAGAGCUUAAAAAGCAGCACAAACUGAAAACUUUCUCACAUUCACACAUCAGAUGUUUUCACUCCGGUUCAAUAAUUACCGUCUGCAGGACGUUGGUGUCUCUGCUGACUUAAAUGACAACCAUUAGAGACGCUGAAGGACGGAGCUACACCUCUGCAGCAUUUAUAAGGAGCUGGAAAGGAGAUAAAAUGACACCAAGAGCUGCAUUAACUAUUGUAAACAAACAGCCAGAAGAGAACAACAGCUGUUAGCAACAUUAACCCUUUAAAUGUUGAGAAAGAAACAAUUUGAAAUAUCCGCCAUCUUGCUUACAGCAUUGUUUACAUUUGUCAGGAAACAAACAACCAGCUCAGGUUGAUGUCUACCUGAGCUGGAGGUCAACCGCUGGGGGCGUGGCCUAAGGGUCGCACCUGUCCGCCAUUUUCUAAUCUACCUCUGACUGUAGUAGAAGGAGCUAAAACAUCCAACCAUGGAAACAUCCAUACAUCCGUCUGUUAUGGAUAAACACAUCUGUUGACCUCCAGGUGUCUCCCUGCUUGGGACAGGGCCACACAGGUUGACCUUCAUUUGACCCACAUGAGCCCAAAGUUUCACGUUUUUUUCGACCAAUAAGAGGGAAUAAAAUCUGUCACGAAGCAGAGACAGGUGAAAUCUGGGACAGUGUGUCCAGUGUUUAGAGGACAGGUUCCUGCAGACAGAUUGUAAGCUGGAUGUGUCCCGUCAGAGGACAUUUCUCCGCAGACACACCUUGCCUCAGGCUGCUAUAAUUAGCCGCCUCUCUGGCCGCUCAGCCCGCAUGUUAUGGCUUGUUAGGCUCCGCUGCUGCUCUCACUUCCGUGUUGUCUGUCACCGUAAAGCAGGAAGCCAGGCGGUAAUGUGUGGGAGUUAAUCUGCGGAUGUUUACGUCCAGGUGAUCCGGGGCUUCCAGACACUCUGAACCCGGAUACCAGGUGAAGCGGAGCGGCGGCUGGAGAAGCUACAUGGAGGCUAACUGACGGGGCUCGGCUGGAACGGUCUGCGGUACUUUAGCUCCACAAUGCCCGCCGGAGUGUGCGGCUGCUGCGGGCCGCUGAGGCCUCGGUACAAGCGCCUGGUGGACAACAUCUUCCCAGAGGAUCCCAAGGAUGGCCUCAGUAAGUCGGACAUGGAGAAGCUGACCUUCUACGCCGUGUCGGCGCCGGAGAAGCUGGACCGGAUCGGGGCGUACCUUGCCGACCGGCUGAGCAGGGACGUGGUGCGGCAUCGCUACGGGUACGUGGUGAUCGCCAUGGAGGCGCUGGACCAGCUGCUGAUGGCGUGCCACUCCCAGAGCAUCAAGCCCUUCGUGGAGAGUUUCCUGCACAUGGUGGCCAAACUGCUGGAGUCCAGAGAACCGGACCUGCAGGUUCUGGGAACGAACUCGUUUGUGAAGUUCGCCAACAUCGAGGAGGACACGCCUUCCUACCAUCGCCGCUACGACUUCUUCGUCUCCCAGUUCAGCGCCAUGUGCCACUCGACUCACGAAGACCCAGAGACCAGAACCAGGAUCCGAGUCGCUGGGAUCAAAGGUCUUCAGGGGGUCGUGAGGAAAACUGUGAACGACGAGCUGCAGGCCAUCAUCUGGGAGCCUCAGCACAUGGACAAACUGAUUCCCUCCAUGCUGUUCAACAUGCAGGACGCCGACGACCUGGACAGGGCGGGGCAUCCCAGCACGCCGUCCGGGUCGGUUCAGGACGGCGAGGAGAACCCGGCGGCUCUGGCUGAGAACUGCUUCAGGGAGCUGCUGGGCCGAGCCGCGUAUGGAAACAUGAAGAACGCCGUCCGGCCCGUGUUGGUUCACCUGGACAAUCAUCACCUGUGGGACCCCAAUGAGUUCGCCGUGUCCUGCUUCAGGAUCGUCAUGUUCUCCAUCCAGGCUCAGCACUCGCAUCACGUGAUCCAGCAGGUUCUGACCCACCUGGACGGGAACAACAAGAGCACUCCGCGGGUCAGAGCCGGCAUCGUCCAGGUUCUGCUGGAGACGGUGGCCAUCGCUGCUAAAGGAUCUGUGGGUCCGACGGUCCUGGAGGUCUUCAACACGCUGCUCAAACACCUGCGGAUGAGCGUGGACCUGGAGCUGGGCGACGGCUCCAGGAGGAACUCCAGCAGCAGCGUGUCGUCGGUGCGCGGCCGGGAGAGCGACGAGCGCAUCGUGCAGAACGCCAUCAUCCAGACCAUCGGGUUCUUUGGUGGAAACCUGCCAGAUUACCAGCGAGCUGAAGUCAUGAUGUUCAUCAUGGGGAAGGUGCCGGUGUACGGGACGCCGUGCCACACCUUGGACACGGUGAAGAUCGGGCCUCAGGGAACCAAGAGGAUCCAGACGAUGCUGCUCAGCUCCCUCAUCAUGGUGACCUCUGGGUUCAAGUCCAAGUCCAUGUCGGCGGCGCUGCCUCCUCCCUUCCUGGACCCUCUCUUCUCCAUCUCGCUGAUGGAGGACAGCGAGUUGAGGCAGCUGGUCCUCGAGAUCCUCCACAACAUCAUUGAUCGCCAUGACAACCGCGCCAAGCUGCGCGGCAUCAGGAUCAUUCCCAACGUUGCAGCUCUGAAGAUUAAAAGGGAGAAAAUAUCCAAGCAAGAUGUUGCAUUCAUGAAAAAGCACGGCCAGCAGCUCUACCGCCACGUCUACCUGGGCUGCAAAGAGGAAGACAACGUCCACAAGAACUUUGAGCUGCUCUUCACCACCCUGGCCGUCCUGACCAUCGAGCUGGCCAACGAGGAAGUGGUCAUCGACCUGAUCCGCCUCGCCCACGCUCUGCAGGAAAUGGCUCUGAACAACGAGGAGAACAUGCCGAUGUUCAUCCGCUGCGGCAUCAUGGCGCUGGUGGCGGCGUACCUCAACUUCCUGAGUCAGAUGAUCGCCAACCCGCCGUUCUGUCAACACGUCAGCAAGGUCAUCGAGUUGAGAAACAUGGACGCUCCGUACCUCCUGCCUGAACACAUCUUCAGAGACAAGUGUCCUCUUCCUGACUCUUUGGACAAAGACGACAAGCAGCUGUAUUUCCAAACGGCCGACAUGGCAGAGUGCCUGGCAGGUCCAGGAUACAACGUGGAGAGGUUGUCCAUCCCUUACAUUCCCCAGGUCACAGAUGAAGACCGUCUGACCCGCAGGAAGAGUUUUGUGGACACCAUCUCUCUCCAGGUGGACAUCAUGUCCAGCAGCCUGCCAGAUAAGCAGUCGGAGCUGGCUGAGGAGAUUACGUUUGAGACGCUGAAGAAGGCCAUCGAUACAACCGGCUUGGAGGAGCAGGAGAGGGAGAAACGGCGUCAGGUGAUGGAGAAGUUCCAGAAAGCUCCGUUUGAGGAGAUCGCUGCUCACUGCGAGUCCAAGGCCAACAUGCUCCACGACCGCCUGGCGCAGAUCUUUGAGCUCACAAUCCGGCCGCCGCCCAGCCCGUCCGGCGUGGUUUCCAUCUCAGCGGGUCACACCCAGCAUCCGUCCGUUCCCGUCUACGAGAUGAAGUUCCCGGACCUGUGUGUCUACUGAACCACUCAGAACAUCAACGAAGCCGCCCGCCGCUCGUCCUCCAAUCAGAGACUCGGACGUGCGGCGGGCUGAACCGGCUGCACGUCGUUUCUCUGACUCACGUCCCCGAACCCAAACGGUCGAACAGAACAAAACCAGAACAACGCAAACCGCUUUACGCUCCGUGUUGAUGUCGAUGCUCAAGCUUCACGCCGUGUAGAAAAACUAACCUGUUGGAUAAAAACCAGCUGCAGGUUUUCCAGCUUCUUAGCAGAGAAUCCAGUAGAACCGCUGAUAGAUCGACCCGAUCGUCUGUAUUUACUCAUAAACAACCAUAAAAACUAAUCGGUUCAGUUCUAACGGCUCAUGGUUGGUGAAACGGAUCCAGCUUUUAUUCCUGAAGCUUUUCAAGGAUUUGAAGAUUUACAAAAUCACAACUUUCACAAUGAUUCUUGGAUUAAAAUUAGGCAAAAUGUGCAAAGUCUCAGUACCUGUUCAAGCUGAAAUGAGGUUUUGUUUGGCAGAUUUUCCACGAAUAACUUAGAAAUAAACUCAAAUAUUCUUUGUUUUUCUGAAACAAAGGAGAGAACAAAAUGAUCAAAAUAUUCAGUUUCAAAAUAAAAUUUUUCCAGAACCAUGUAAGGUCCAAAAAUAAGUUUUUUAUAGAUUAUAAAGAAUAUUACGAGGUUAAAAAUAAUUUAAUUCAAUUAUUAUUGAAUUAUUGAAUUGUCUUGUGAAUUAUGUUGAAAUAUUUUAGGUCUGAUGGAAGAAAUAUUUCUUCGGAUUUUGAUGUUUGACCCAAAUAAACGGAAAAGCUUAAACAUUUAUGCAUUAUGAAGCAGAAUUGUGAAGAAAUAGUGUUUAUGAACUUUGAAAUAAAAAUCCAAUAUGGCUGCCACAUAUUUAACCAAGUGGAAACAACCGCAGUCGUAAUUAGUUUUUUUCUGCUUCUGUUUUCAACCCGUUUGUUACCCGGUCUGUUCGUCACGCAUCACCACCGUCAUGCUGUUCAGCACAUGAACACCAGGGGGCAGUGCAUCACAAUUAAUGGACUUAAAGCGCUAGCUUGUUUGGCUACUGCCUGACCAGCUAACUGGCUAACGAUGCGACACUUUCCACCAUAACGUCGUAUUUACGGCACCAUGGUAGUUUUAGAACGGCUCUACCAAAGUGUUCGCUUCCAGUUAUCGGUUCACCAGGCAAACUGGGAUUAAAACCGCCGGAUUGGUUCCAGUAAGCCCAGUAUGUGACCGGCUGGGCUUUAUCAAGCUGCAUCGAUAUUCCUGGAUUUUCUUAAAACCGGUUUGAAAAGCUAUAAAAUCUUAGAGGUUGUUGUCAUGGCUACUAAACCCGAGGGUGUAAAGUUUGUAGAAGUGGGUCGGUUCUGAGUGUGGAGGUCCGUUUGGUUCUGGUCGGGCUGCAGCUGGUUUUGGUUACCAGAAUAUUGUUCUGGUCUGAAAUCCUGCUGCUGAUCGGUACUUCGGGCUGAAGGUCAGACAUGAGCAAACGAUCCGGGGCACAUCGAGCUGGAUCUGAACCGAAUCGUUUCCCGGUGGUUCUGUCGUACGUUGAGCUCGUCGUGCCUCCCGAUAAGUGAAUUUUGAUGGUUUUUAUUCACCAACCUGAGCCUGUUAAAGCUGAACUGUGUAUUGGUUUCUUUACUUUAACUAGACCAAAACCAGCAGAACAUCUGCUGGGACGCGUUCAGAAAGAACCGCAGGCUGUCGCUGAGUUCGGGUCCAACAGAUGGAAACGGAUUAACAUGGGAGUUCCUGAAGUGCAAUACCAACUAUGACCACUAGGAGUCUAUUUCAGACCGAAGCAUUAUUUACUAAAGUUAAAGCUAACGGCAGCAAAUGGAGCCACUCUUCCUUUCAACUCUCAUAUGCUGGAAAAUAAAAGUUAAUCCUGCGAAACUUUCAGCUUCGUUUCUCUGUUCCUGAAUGAAAUCUAUAAGUAAAUAUUUGACAGAUAUUUCCAAUGCUUUCUAGCUCCUUGGUAUUCAGUCUGGUACUUCUCCUCCAGUGUCUUUCCAUUAUCUUGGUGGUUCUGGGCGGGGUUUCAGUUUUUACCUGAGAGUCCCGGAAAUGAGCCUUUAACUACAGGGACGGUUUGUUUUAGGAAAGUAAUCUGAAGUUCUGGGAGAGGACGGGCUGCAAACAGAGAGUUUGAUCGCGACUCGAUCAACGUUGUUGUCUAGUCUAAUAAUUUAAUCCUCGCAGCCGUGAGGAGAGUCGUGCAGGUUGAGAUCGUCCACCAGCUUCUGUACAGAAACCCGAUCCAAACCCGGUCCGUUCAGAUCGAACCGGAGCAAACUGAGCCGUUUGUGAAUCCCGACCUUCCCAUCUAACCGCAUGAUUCUAAAUAUAAAACACGCUGUGAAACCCGAUCCAGACGUUUCACCGCCGGUUCGGUUCGGUCCGGUCCGGUUACUGUUGUUUUAUGCGUGGCUGGAAAACGUGAUGAAUGUCGCUGACGCAGCAGAUCGUAUAUUUUUGUACAUUUUAUGCAUCACCUGGUUCUGGUAGAUUUCAAACAUAUCAUUGAAAAAAUGCUGCAUCAUCGUUUCUUGUUUGUCGUCACUUGAAUCGGAUCAUGAAUCUUUGUCUCUAAUCAUAAAUGAUUUUGAUUAAAAUGAGAUUAUUCAUUUAGCUCUAAACCUUUUUUCACCAGAUCGUCGCCGUGGUUUGAUCAGACAUCUUGUCAAACAGACUUCCGGGUUUAGACGCUCCUUGGUUUUAGUCAGUAUUAGGCUGAGUGGAGGAGAGUCCAGUUCUGGCAUUUCAAACCCAAACGGAUUGCGGUUCCUCAUGUUUGCACUUAAAACGGUUCUGAGGCACAAAAACAGCACAAAGGUACGAAUGGGAAUGUUUUUACUCUGAAUGUUCAGCUGGUCGUCCUAGCAGCCUGAUUAGCCUGCACUUACUGAUGCACGCCUCCUGGGCGGAACCGCUCGUUUCCACGGCAACAGCGAAACCUUCUCGUUUUAUUCGUCUGUGGUGCAGCAGUCUGUAUUCUUGUGCCAGUUUUAGAGAAAUGUCUCGUCUCUGUUCACCUUCAAAGAUAAAACGCUGACGCUCAGAGUUGUUGUUCAGUGAUUUAUGACCACUAGGGGGCGCCAAGGCUCAGCUCUUCCUGCAGGUUCAGGAAAUGACGUUGUUUUUGUUCUGGAGUCACUGACCUGAACUUACACACUGAUUGGCUUUGAUGUUCUCAGAUCUCAUUUCCUGAACCUGAGCAGCAGCAGAGCCUCGUUUUACCAUAAUGUCUCAGAAUGUGUUGAAAUUUCAUGUUGGAGAGAAAUAAAAUGUUUCUAUUGAAGUA